GACUUCAACCGAGAGCUCCUGAAGAUCUAUUACGACAAGUUCUUUCCCUUCCUGGCCAUGUUCAGGUGGCUGAGCUACCGCAAUGACCCGAAGAGUGCUAGCACUGGUGCGCAAAAGGACUUUUUCAACCGGCGCGAGUUUGAUCUUGUGCUUCAGGGAGAUGCCGGCAAUGAGAUUCACUGCCGAUACACCUGCUUCAAGGACGCUGAGGAGUACCGAAGUCGUGUGUUGGAGAGACAGCCUAUUCGAAUGGAGAUUGGUGCUGUGUACUCCCAUCCGCCGGUCAAGCACAAAUUGGUCAUGAAGGACGCCUACAAGCCGCUGGAGCGCGAGCUCGUUUUCGAUAUCGACAUGGAUGAUUACGAUGACAUCCGAAGUUGCUGCACCGGUGCCAAGCUAUGUGUGAAGUGCUGGACCUUCAUGAAGGCAGCCAUUGAGAUCCUCCGUCGAGCUUUGCGCGAGGAUUUUGGCUUUGACCACCUCCUGUUCGUGUACUCCGGCCGGAGAGGAGUUCAUUGCUGGGUCUGCGACGCGGCUGCCCGGCGGCUCAACAACGAGCAGCGCUCCGCUUUGGCGGAGUACAUGACGAUGGUGACGCCCGGGGCCGGCAAGUGUCGUGCUGACCUCAAACUUACUGGCAUGGAGGAGCUCCACCCCGCUGUCUCAGAGGCCUACACCAUCUGCAAGAAGUGGUUCCGCGAUGACCCGAACUGCAUUCUGAACAGCCAGGAUAUUCUUCGCGCUGGUCCGCAUCUGCCCAACAUCCUCGAGCCUCUAGUGCCCUCUGAGAGGGACAAGGUCACGGAGUUCAUGAAGAAGCAUCCCGAGGCUUCUUCGAAGGAAAUCUGGGCCGAGCUCGAGAAGAUUGCGGAGGAGCGAGACCGGGAAGCUGUGUCCUUCAAGCAAAAGUCGGAGGCCAAAGUGCUUCUCAAGGAUGUGACAGUUCAGUUCGCGUACCCGCGCUUGGAUGUGAACGUCACAAAGCAGAUCAACCACUUGCUGAAGUCGCCCUUCGUGGUGCACCCGAAAACAGGACGCGUGUGUGUCCCCAUUGACCCAGAUCACCUCAACGACUUCGAUCCGUCCAAGGUGCCAACCAUCGGCCACCUGGUGGAGGAGUUUAGCAGUACGCAAGAUGUGAACAAAACUUCUCUGAGGCCGUACUUGCACUUCUUCGAGACCGGCUUCCUUCAGAAGCUGGAGGCGAAGUCGACUGAGGAGAUACGAGCUCUCAGCGAUGCCAAGACGACCGGGGCGCUUAUGGUCCUGCAUUCUGAGAGCUGCCUCACCUCCCGUGAGCUGGGCACGAAUGCGCAGCAUUCCGCUGGCCAUCCCAUGCAAAGGUUGGGAUUGUGCGUCGGCCGGGUAGCAGGUGAGCUGUGCAGACCAGUGGGCCAAGCCAUAUGGCAGGUCGAGGCCGUGAUCUCGAUCUGGGAUGCCGAUGCAAAUGCCAAGCAGGUAAGCCGUGGGCUGGCCUCGGGCGUAAAGUCGAUGACGUGCAAAGUGUACGCGCAUGUGGACGUGGGAGGGUAUCCCUCCUUCGCGCUGCCGAUUCAGGUUGGGCGGCCGGAGGAGACGCAGUUUGGCACCUUGAAGCAGGCGUUGUUGAAGGAGAUUGCGCAGAGGGUGACGAAUGCCAGCGAGUUGGAUUACGACACGCUGUGCUUCUGGAAUCAGGAUCUGUGCCCCAUUCCUGACAGCUGCUCUGUGGCAGCUUUUGCCUGGGAGCACAAUGACUUCUUCCUGCGGCCGACGCCUGCAUCAGACUCCGCAGGCUCUGCUCUGAACGAAAGUCGGGCCAAACGAGGGGAACUGUCAUACUACUACGCGCACAACCGUGACAGAAGGAGCUUGAUCGCAAAGCCGCAAGCUACGUCCCAACCCGCAAGGCUUCCAAUGCCCGUCAAGGUCGUCGCGCCAAGCGGCCCUACCAAGUUCAACACCAAGCAAUCGCCGUUCGGUACAGACAUCACCAAAUUCGAGACGCUGGACAGCUACACGUGGGAGGACAACGACGGCGAAACUGUCAAGGUUCUUGUCCCUUUGGAUGGGGUUGGCAAGCUCUCACCGGAAAAGGUCAGAUCUCACUUCGGGGAGAGGUCGUUCGAGCUGCUCGUUGAAGGCAUCGGCGGACGGAAUGUCCGCUUCGCGUGCUACAAAACCCACGGAGAGUUGAAGCCCGAGGAAUGCAAGCACGUGGUGCGCGCGAAUCGGGUGAACCUGAUCCUGCGGAAGGCGAAGGAAAAAGACCACUGGUUCGACCUCUUCAAGAAGCGUGCCAUUGGGGACGACGACGACCCGUGA
Molecule: messenger RNA, 2304 nt
Organism: Symbiodinium natans
Lineage: Eukaryota; Dinophyceae; Suessiales; Symbiodiniaceae
Source: the annotation of a GenBank genome assembly